This is a messenger RNA of Seminavis robusta, 1182 nucleotides long. The record is from the annotation of a GenBank genome assembly. Lineage: Eukaryota; Bacillariophyta; Bacillariophyceae; Naviculales; Naviculaceae.
UCAUAUGCAUUUGCAGGUGUACAAAAUGGUGAGCCAGGAAUGACAUGUGGGGGAAGUUAUAGGCUCAGUGUGUACUCUGUUGGCGCAGCAGGCCCAACACCUGGGCCAACACCAGCUCCAUCUCCAGCACCAACACCAGCUCCAUCUCCAGCACCAUCUCCGCCACCUUCUCCGCGGCCAUCUCCCGCACCGUCACCUGCUCCCACACCAGCCCCAGUCAGCAACAAUCCUCAAACGUCCAAUUUUAAUAUCGCACUAGAACUGCGAGGGGUCUCACAAAGCUCUGUCUUUGAAAGUGCGAUCCGCGAGUGGAAAUCGGUCAUCAUGGGGGAUCUCCCGGACAUCAAUGAUGUGCUUCCAGGCGAGAGUGCCUGCGGGCCUUGGCCACAGGGUAUUGAUGAUCUAUACAUCUGUGGAAAAUACGAGGCAAUCGACGGGAGAAGCGGGAUUCUAGGUGCCGCUGGUCCUCGGUUUUAUCGUACCAGCGGAACGCCGAUUACGGGAGAAAUGGUGUUUGACAGUGCGGAUGUCGCCUUCAUCAACUUGCUUGGGGUCAUUUUGCAUGAGAUGGGACAUGUGCUGGGUAUUGGUCCACUUUGGAUGGCCAACGGUAUGACCACAAAACGGACUGUUCCUUGCCCGUACGCUUAUAACUCCAAAGCUUCCCAGGUGUACCGUGAACUGAGCGGCUGCAACAAGGCAAUCCCCGUCGAACAGAGCUACGGUGGUGCCGGUUCCAACUGUGGUCAUUGGGAGGAAAAAUGUUUUCGAACCGAACUCAUGACACCGAGUGCUGCACAACAGCUUCCCAUGUCAAGAAUCACCAUUGCUGGGUUGGAAGAUCUUGGAUACGAAGUAUCUUAUGCGCAGGCUGAAUCAUUCUCCACGGCUCAUAUGGAUUCCAGUUGUGUCUGCAACCGACGUGGUUUACGUGGCGAGGAUGACCUCUCCUUCUCGGUCGCUCGUGACGGUACGAUUGGGGAUCAUCGUCGACUGAGUGAUGCAGGACGUGCCGUUGCGCAGCAGUUCGGACAAGAGCUAUUGCAAGCCCGGCAAGAUGCCACAUCGCUUCUUCCCUUGCCUGACGGCAUCGAAGAUAUUGGCACUGAGGUCGUUUUUAUCAUGUACGAGGAAGGCAACACUACAUACUCCAUCAUGGUCACUUCGGACCCAGUGGAUUAA